Messenger RNA from Hylaeus volcanicus, 1490 nucleotides. Its product is annotated as SAC3 domain-containing protein 1. The transcript is spliced from 7 exons. The record is from RefSeq and is a predicted model, not a curated record. Lineage: Eukaryota; Metazoa; Arthropoda; Insecta; Hymenoptera; Colletidae. Gene Ontology annotation, biological process: spindle assembly; centrosome duplication. The coding region runs from base 376 to 1269 and encodes 297 amino acids. Gene Ontology annotation, cellular component: nucleus; centrosome; spindle.
CCGCUGGAACGACGUCGUCGAAACGAAUACAAAAAGUCCUUAACGGGUUAUCUAUUCUAUAUUAACAAUAAACUGUAGACGUAUUCGUCCUCGUUGAUUGACGCGUCGCUUUAUUACUGUUUCCGUUGAAAAAAAAAGUGAUACCUUGAAAUACAAUGCUAUCGAACGAUAUACAGAGCGAGUCGCGAGAAACAGAACUCCUGAAUAGGCUGCUAUCGAUGAUAGGAAGAAAUGGAUCGGGUGAUGCAUAGGUGAAAAUGCGUAGAUGAAAAUGCAUAGGUGAAGGCGUAAAAAAAUUGACCGCGAGGUAAAACUGAAAUCACCUCGUGGCUCCUUUUGAUCUACCCAAAACCUCGUCCAGCAGCUGGAGUAAAUAUGACCGAUCCGGAUCAACUACGUCCUGCACCUGUAUUAUUAUCAACGAUUAGAUAUUUGUUUACUAAAAUAGCUACAAGAACAGAUGUUGACUGGGUAGUAGUGUACGAUUUUAUCUUUGACCGUCUGAGAUCGGUGAGGCAAGAUGCUGGAAUUCAGAGAAUCGAUGUCCUUACAAGUAUACAAAUUUUUGAACCGAUAGUUCGAUUUCUUGUUUAUUCUGCCCAAAGAUUGUGUGAUCGAAGUAUCUCUGAAUUUAAUCCAAAAAUUAAUAAUCAACACCUAACCGAAUGCAUAACAUCUCUGCUUGUCUUAUACGACAAAAAGGAACAGAAUGACAAGCCAGAUUCUCUGGAUCUUGAUAGGUGUAUGCAAAAACUAAGCUUGAAUGAUAAUCGUCAAGAAAUGGAAGCAUUGUACAUUCUUUUAAAUAUGGGUAAUACCGAAACUUUAAAAAGAGCAUUGAGCUUGUCGUCUGAUUUAAGAAGAAACUCAAAUAUCCAACUCUCAAUGAAAAUAUCGUUCGCCUGGUAUUUAAAAAAUUACGUGCGUGUGUGCUCAUUGAUUCAACAACUCUCUCCCUUACUCAUUUGUGCAGCUAUGAUUAACAUACAAAUUAUAAGAAGAACAGCGUUAAAAAUCAUGAGCUCAGGAUAUAAUAGUAAAGUAUUUACAUUCCCAGGACUAAAAUUACAAACAGUUUUAUUGUAUAAAGAUAUAGAAAAGAUUCGAGCAGAUUGUGAACUGUUUGGUCUCGUGUUCACAGAUCAAAAUAUUUUAUUUCAAAAAGCAAAUUUUAAAGACGAAGUGCAAUUGUCAAAUCCCGAAAUGUAUUACUACACUUAUCAAUCUCUGCAUAAUUUUCUACCAGAUAUUCUUCUGAUGUCCAUGUAAUAUGCUUGCAACAAAAAUUAAAGAAUAAUACGGAAAGUAUCAUGUAUAGAUGAUAUAAAGUCAUAUUUAUUUCAAAAGUCGAUAAUGUAGAGUGCUCGAUAAUGCAGAUCGCUCGGUCGGUAAUGCAGAUUACUCGGUCGGUAAUGCUGAUUGCUCGGUCGGUAAUGUAGAUUACUCGGUCGGUAAUGCAGAUUUCUCGGUCGGUAAUGCAGAUUUCUCGG